Molecule: messenger RNA, 2122 nt
Organism: Cynoglossus semilaevis (tongue sole)
Lineage: Eukaryota; Metazoa; Chordata; Actinopteri; Pleuronectiformes; Cynoglossidae
Gene: rassf7a
Product: Ras association domain family member 7a
Exons: 6
Coding region: 519-1856 (445 amino acids)
Biological process (GO): signal transduction
Source: RefSeq, a predicted model, not a curated record
AGAAGGAGGGUGUGUUUCUGUGUGGGUGAGAGAGAGGAGGAGGGGGGGAGAGAGAAAGAGAGAGAGAGAGAGAGACCCAGCCUCUCUCAGAUCCCGGCAGUGGUGAAGACACUCAGGAGAAGUGCGUUCACAGGGCAGCAGGAAGAGACAGCACUGCCACAGAGGCAAGUGGAAUGUGCCUCUGUUUUCUCCAAACCUCCUUACACAAUCACGCUGGGCUGCCUUUUGGAGACUGGACAUAUCCUCCCCUCACAGACACAUACGUAGAUCACUUUCUGCCUGGAACACCAGCUGCACAACUCAGCUGCUCCGUCAGAGGUGGCAGAGCUCUAGAGUAAGUGACAGGAGACAGAGAGAAUAAGAUCAGACUAAGGGGAUUGAAAUUUCCCUGAAGAUUACAGGAUAAAAGGUCCUCUCACCCAGAUUUGGUGCCAUGCUGUGCUGACCUGAGCUAAACCACAACAUCAAGACUUAAAAGAAUUUUUUUUUUCCAUCAUACGGACUCAGCCUGGUACCAGAUGGAGCUGAAAGUGUGGGUGGACGGUGUGGUGCGGGUGGUGUGUGGCCUUUCUGAAGAAACAUCCUGCCAAGAUGUGGUCAUUGCCUUGGCACAGGCCAUUGGUCAGACUGGCCGUUAUGUUCUAAUCCAGCGUCUUCGGGACACUGAGAGGCAGCUGUUGGCCACAGAGAGACCUCUGGAGUCUCUGGCUAAAUUAGGUCAGCAUGGAAGUGAAGUUCAGUUUUUCCUCCGGCGCACAGGCCCUAGCAGCAGUGACGGACCUGGGUCAAAACAGGACAGGCCAUCUCCUCUGUCACUGGCCAAACAUUCUGAGCCAGAGCCUUCCAAACGCAACCAACCUAAAAAAGCACUGACCUUUAACCUGGGGCCAUCCUCCUCUCCCAAAACCAAAGCAAAACAGUUCAAGAGGUCACCUCGAGACUCCCCUGAACAGAGAUCCUCCUCGUCUCCUUCCCCUAGCCCUACAUCCUCACAUGUGCCAUCUCCAUCGUCUUCUCCAACCAUAGGCCAUUCCAAAGAGGAAGUCUUUAGGAAAGUUCUUCAACAACAAGAAAGACUAAGAGCCAUUGAGGCUCAACUAGAAGCACUAGAGAAAGACUCACAUUGUCCCUACACUUCUCCAUGUUCCUCUCCGGUGUCCGAUACACGACUGCAGGAAGAAAUAGACACUUUGGAGCAAGUGAUGCGGAGGAACCAGGCUGAGCUUGCCCACGAGCAGUACUGGGAGGAGCAGCUUCAAGUAGAAGUGGAGAGGGAACGAGGGAUGAGGAGAGAGCUCGGGGAGCUUCAUGCCAAACUGGACGAUUGUGGAAGGCGGCUCCACGAAUUUUCUGUUCACUCUGCUCAGCUGGAGCAAGAGAUCAGGCGGGAAAGCGUAGCAGAAGGGGAAACAAACGGACCUGAGGAGUCUCUGGAUGCCGUCAGGGCUGAGCUCCAAAGUCAGGAGAGACAGGGAACGGAGCUAAAGGAGCAGCUGUCUGAGAACGACCAGGCCCUGGGAAAGGCAGAGACUAUGCUGCAGGCCAAACAAGAGGAGCUGGAGGAGCUGAAUAAAGAGCUGAGACAGUGCAACCUCCAGCAGUUUAUCCAACAGACAGGUGUCCUGCCUGUGCACACACAUUUACGGAGCGACUUUCAAGAGCAGCUGGAGCAGUUGGAACUUGCACAUCUUUUACAAGAAGGAUACAGGAAUGGAAGCUGCAGUGCGACUCUGGAAGAAUCCCCUCCUCGCCCGACAGCUAAACAAUUCCUAGGACAUCCACGCAACCUACAAAACCCUCUUGUGUCCAGUCUGAAUCCUGAGGUCCUGACAUCCCGAGAGUCAUCGUGGAGAUAAAACAUGGACCACAGGGCCAAGGGGGAAUCUUGUUCACUGUUCUGUCACCGUCACUUCUUAUUUAACCCUGUUUCUUUGUAGGUCGUGCUACCAUGGUGUACAUAAUGUACAUGAGACAAAAGUAUAUUUACAGAGUAUGUUUUUCUACUCUAACCCUCUGUUCUGUGUCUGUAUGAAAUGUAAAAUAAUUUAGAAUCAUUUUAUUAAGAAAAAUAUCACCAUGACGAUGUAUUUAAGUAUAAUAAAUUGUGUAUUGUUUUAGAUCA